Messenger RNA from Funneliformis mosseae, 384 nucleotides. The record is from the annotation of a GenBank genome assembly. Lineage: Eukaryota; Fungi; Glomeromycota; Glomeromycetes; Glomerales; Glomeraceae.
AUGGAACAUGCAGAGAAGGCAAUGAUAUUAAAUAUCAAUGAUUAUUAUAGUAUCCAUAUGAAACAGAUGCCAAACACAACUACAACUUCUAUUGCAGCACACUUGGCAACAAUUUUAAUGAAACCAAUCACUACACAAUUCAUGACGCUUCUUGAUCUUUCGCAUAAUCAACGCUGGGGAUUCUGUUCAGUUAAUAAUAGUACUAAAUUAGAAGAGCUAACUAUACAUAGUUAUGACACUAGAUUGAAAGAGAAAUGGGAUGCUCAUUUGAUGAAAGACGUAGUCUUCAUAGAUUUACAAGAAAAUAAUCUCCAUUCUUUAAAUACAUAUAUCAAGGCCAUUAAUGCCAUUGUAAAUGUUCUAUCUAUGCAACAAUAUAUUUAA